Messenger RNA from Eriocheir sinensis (Chinese mitten crab), 1660 nucleotides. RefSeq lists its product as uncharacterized. The coding region runs from base 186 to 1334 and encodes 382 amino acids. The record is from RefSeq and is a predicted model, not a curated record. NCBI's taxonomy places the organism in Eukaryota, Metazoa, Arthropoda, Malacostraca, Decapoda, Varunidae. The transcript is spliced from 5 exons.
CAAGAUACUCGGUCACUCACACUCAGUCAGCGAGGGUUACUCAAGGUGGUGAGGCGGCACCGGUGAGGCAGUGUUCGUGGCCUGACGGUAACAAGCCUUGGCACAACAACAGCUGCGGCACGGCUCUGCUUGGGGGCCCGGAAGGGAAAAUGUGAGAGGAAGGAGAAAAAUCCGCAGGUGAUAAAAUGAACACCCACGUGCUGACGACUGUGCUGGCGACGGUGCUGCUGAUGCUGGCAGUGGCGGAGGCUGUCGUGGUGGAGACUGCACGACUCACUGACUCCUCAGAUUUCGAAAACUGCACCGCGAGCAUAAAAUUAGUCCCCACCCUCCGGCUCCUUCCUCCUGACCAUUCCUCGUCCCCGUCCUCCCCCACCCUCGCUCCCCUCACCCUGCCUCCCAUGACCACUCAGUCCCUGCUGUACCCCCAGCCCCACGCCACCCCACACCCCACACCACACGCCACAACCACCACCACCACACCAAAGCAACUCAAGUAUAAAACAACACCAACACCCCACAAGACCCUAAGUCCCUUCCUCGUGUCCGAGAAGCACACUACACUAAAUGGAAAACCGAAAGCAACAGAAUACAGCGAGAAGCCCACCACAACGAAGCUCUUUAAAAUACAAGAUUCAUUCAUAUCGAUGAAGGACAAGUUUCUGUUCUGGUUCCAGGAUACUGAAAGCUCAAGUCCUUCCUCCUACUCCUCCUCUGUCUCCUCUUCUUCCUCAACAGCUCCUCCAUCCCCUAAACAGCCACACGUCUCCACCCUGCCUCCCCCCUCCCUCACGCUGCCCUUACCCACGGUCCCGUACCUCUCCGUCACCCCCACGCCUGAACUCAAACUUUUGGAGAUCUGGGAAGAGCUGAAGCACUUCCUCACCAAGCAGAUUCCCCUUGUGCUGCCCUCAGAGUGGGCUCAGCCGUUCAAGAAAUCCUACCUGGAGCGCAUCAGGGCAGCGAAUCACGAGAUAGUGGACAAACUCUUGCAAGCGGAGGAUGACGAAGACGAGUCCACAGACAACCACCAAAGGGGCAACGACACCUGUCGCCUGCCGGAGAAGCGCCUGGCCCACCUGUUCUACCUGCGGACGAUCUUAGUGCUCCUCCUGCAGGCUCUCCCGCAGACUGUCGAGGAGGUGGAGGAGGCGGCCUGGAACCCAGAGAUCACAGACUACAUUUUCAGGCCUGAACGGAGGGCCGUGUUUGACGUGUACGGGUGCCGGGAGUGCUACGCCCUGGACGCCACCGGGGUGUGCAGGGAGCUGUUCUACUGCAAGGACGGCUCAGAUCUGUUCUCCAGGACCUCUCGACGCCGCCCCGUCGGGUGAUGCGCUGGCGGUGGUGCUGCUGGGGAAGGUGGAGGAAGGACUACAGUGAGCAGAAGCGUAGUGAAAUUAACGCUUUUCAGAUUGACUCUCUCUCUCUCUCUCUCUCUCUCUCUCUCUCUCUCUCUCUCUCUCUCUCUCUCUCUCUCUCUCUCUCUCUCUCUCUCUCUUUUUGUGUGUGUAACUUGGGCAGGAAAAGUAUUAUAUAGUAUUUAUAAGUAUUCAUAAUAGUUUCUUCCUUAUUUAUAUUAUUUUCAAUAUUUCAAUUAUGAACAAACAACCACACACAUGUAUACAAACAAGCGAGCUAAAUAAAUCAUGACUCCUUA